Messenger RNA from Penicillium macrosclerotiorum, 1386 nucleotides. RefSeq lists its product as uncharacterized. Lineage: Eukaryota; Fungi; Ascomycota; Eurotiomycetes; Eurotiales; Aspergillaceae. The transcript is spliced from 2 exons. The record is from RefSeq and is a predicted model, not a curated record. Gene Ontology annotation, molecular function: iron ion binding; monooxygenase activity; oxidoreductase activity, acting on paired donors, with incorporation or reduction of molecular oxygen. Bases 1 to 1386 code for a protein of 461 amino acids.
AUGAUUCCCGUGGUCGUCGGCUUUGCUCUUAUCGUAUCAUGGAUCAUUGCCUUAGUCCAUCGCAACUACAAUUCCAGCUUAAACGACAUCCCCAAUGCUCAUUUCUCCGUUCCAUAUACACGCCUAUGGUUGCUGUCACUCCGAUGGCGAAACAUGGAGCAUCGUACCCGAAUUCAUCUCCAUCGUCGUCUCGGUCCAGUCAUUCGAAUUGGACCCCAUGAUGUGAGUGUAAACUGCAUCGAUGACGGAGUUCGCACAAUUUAUAGCAGCAAAUUCGACAAAGAUGUGACUUUCUACCAUGAAUUGUUCGAUCAGACCGGUUUCAUGGUCACCAUGACAGGUAACGAGGAGCACAGGGAGCGUAAACGUAUGCUUACCCGCCCUUAUUCCAAUUCGCAUAUUCUCAUCUCUCGGACCCUCAACAGUGUCCUCGCUCGCGUAUCGUGUCGCCUGAAAGAAGAGAUAGCAGGAUGGGCAAGCACGGGUACCUCUGUCGAUGUCUAUCAGCAGGCUAAAUGCUGUACCCUUGACGUUGCUUCCGGCUGGCUCUUUGGUAGCGAGAAUGCGACUGACACUUUACGAGACCCGAGCUUCGAGAACGACCUCACAAAUUUGGCCUACGCUGCUUCCAAGAUAGUUUCUGUGCGAACCAGCCUCGGCUGGCCGAUGACCUAUUUUGCUAGUUGGAUUGGCAACAAGCUGCCCGAUCCCAACAUCACUGGUCGAUGGCAAGCGUGGCUCACACAAGUAGUCACAAAUUCCUACAGGAAGCACUCCACCAAGUCUUCUUCCACCGCGAGCCUGUACGACCAUUUUUACGAUUCGUUCAAAGCCGCCAAUCCCAACAUGCCGCGUAACGAAAUGGCUUCUUUCAUCGCUGUGGAGUGCGACGACCAUCUUUCGGCAAGCCACCUUGGCCUGGGAACUUUAUUAUCAUAUACCAUGUACGAGCUAUCACGAGAUCCGGACAGCCAGCGAGCACUCCGGAACGAGCUCCUCACUCUGGCCGAACCUAGCGAUCGAAGCUUGGCCAAUCGCCUUGCAGAUUUACCGAUGCUUGAUGCCGUGGUUACCGAGACCAUGCGAACUCGUGCACCCUGCCCUGGCCCCUUUCCUCGUGUCGUGCCGGACUCUGGCUGCCGGCUCGCGGGGAAGUUUGAUAUCCCCGGCGGCACUAUCGUCAGCUCCUCCGCCUGGGCCCUGCACUUCAAUCCCGUCCCCUUUCCAUCUCCGGAAGAAUGGCGACCGAGAAGGUGGCUUGAAUCAGACGAGGCUGCGGUCGCGGAGAUGCGAAGGUGGAUUUGGACAUUUGGAAGCGGCGCGCGUAUGUGCAUUGGCACUCAUUAUUCCAUGCGUGGUAGGUCGCAUCCCUUCACUAUUCCGUGA